GCUUGUUGGAGUUUAGACAAGCGGAGGGAGUAAAAUGGCGGACGAGGAUAUUACGCUUGAUGGGAAGCCUCUACACUCGCUUCGAGUUGCGGAUUUGAAAGCCGCUUUGGAGCAGAGAAACCUGCCUAAAAGCGGACAGAAAAACACGCUAAUUAAGCGACUCAAAGGGGCUCUCAUGUUAGAGAAUCUCCAGAAAUCCUCCACUUCAACCGGUGGAUUGCAACCAAACUCUCAGAUUGGUGAAGAGAUGUGCCAGAACAGCUUCAUUAAGCAGUAUCUGGCCAAACAGCAGGAACUCCUUCGUCAAAGACUGGAAAAAGAGGCUCAGCAGGAAGUGGAUACUGAUGAAAGCCCAGGUGGAGCAGAGGAGGAUGAAGAUCACUCUGAAGACAAUGACAGUUCCAUCUGCGCCUCUGAGAAGCAUCCAACCAUACUGUCCCAGCGCUUAGCCGCCAAGGCUACGGAAGAAGAGGCUUUGAAAAUAGGUCAUGGCUUUAGUCAUGCUUUGCAUCAGCAGGGGUCCCACGAGGCUCCAGGGAGCAGGAUGCACCGUGCAAACUUUCAACAAGGGCCUAAGGAACUCCCCUCUCCUUCUCGCGCUGUCGCUUCACUGUCAGUGCGUGUCCUGGGACAGCCUGACUGCCAGGGAGCAGGUCGACCCCAGGAGAAGGAGGACGCUGCACCAGCCGAGCCUGGAUCUGCCCGUCCAAAUCCCCACCUCAGUCGGUCUGCCAGGAUUUCAACAGGCAAUCGUGUCUAUGAUGACGGUAACGAGGACGACGAGGAUGAUGAUGAUGAGAGUGAUAAUGAUGACGACUGGGGGCCUUCUCCUAGUGGGGCACAAAGGGGGAAGAAAGUAGUUCCUCCAGUGGCCCAGAUGGCCCCCAGUGUUCCAUUAGUGGCUGCAAGAUCCAAACGCAAGCUUCAGCCUCCACAGCACAUCCCACCUCCACAGGUGCACCACAGCCCCAUGCAGCUGCGCCACCCGACUCCUCCCCCGUCUCCACCCCCUAAUCUGUUCCCCUUACCUGACACUCCCAAACAAAGCCCUCCAGACACAGACCACGAGGAAGGAGAGGAUUCUCAAGCUGCACACAGCAAGGGGGCCAUGUCUCUCCCAAAUAUCGCCGCGCAGACGCAGGAUUCCGACUCAAGCUCUCGAUCAAGCAGCCCCGAACCCUCAGCGAAGCGCAGACCCGGACCUCUCUCCCUGCUCGUGCAAAAGAUGGAGACAGAGGAGGCUGGCUCAGCCACUGCCGUGUCAGAGGAGGCUACACACUCCAGGGAAUCCCCACGGCAGGAGUCUCCAACAAAGAGGAAGCAAGGAGGGAAACAGAAGGGAGAAAGACACCAACAGGAAGAGGAAGAGAAACCACCACAGGAGCUCGACAGCAAAAGCAAGAAAACACAAGAACCAGAGGCAGAAUCAUCUAAAGAAGAGAAGAAGGAAAGUGACAGAAAACUGCCAGAGGAGGAGAAAAGGGGAGAGAAGAAACAGGACAAAGAAGCCAUUAAAGACAAAGUGGUUGUGAUUGAAGCACAAGACACUGGGUCCUCCUCAGAGUCUGACUCCAAAUCUGAUUCCUCCUCGUCAUCCUCCUCGUCCCCCUCCUGGGAAAAAACGAAACUUCCCAGUCAGUUUAAGAAGAGAGACCAACAAGAAGACAGAGAUGAGGAGACAAAAACAAUUUUAAAGAAAGAGAAACAUUUCCCUCCAAAAAGAGAGGUGUCCGAACCCAGCACAGCUGCAAUUACAGAGGUGGAACCAGAUUCGGAGAGUCCCACACCCCAGCAGCCAGCCUCUGGGGCUGAACCAGAGAGUAAUGAGAGCCGCCUGGAGGAGGGCAACACUCCGAAGGCUUUUGCUGCUCGCAAGAUAUCCCUGUCCAGCAGCAAGUCAUCCCCAGCAAACGCAGAAGGAGGUGCAGGAGAUUCUGACACAGGGGGUGCAGCAGGGAGGAAGAGGCGGUGGGGCUCCAGCACGGCUGUCACAGCGAAGAAACCAUCAAUCAGCAUAACCACCGACUCUCUGAAGUCUCUGAUUCCUGACAUUAAAGUGAAUCAAGAUGUAGUUGUGGAUCUUCACCCAGAUGAGCUGCAGUUAUCAGGGGAUGAGGAAAAUGUGGACACGAGCCGAGGUGACCCAGACAACGGCCUCAAGAUCCGCCGCACGGUUACACAGGUUAUACCAAAUGACCAACAGGAAAACGGACAGACAAAUGAGGAAGAGGAAGAGGUGGAGAAAAAAGAGAGGGAAAUCCAACGCAGACCUUCCAGAGAGACGAGAGAAAACAGUCAUUCUGAGGAAGCGGCAGAAACUCUGAUAUCUGUGAACCUCGAAGAAGAAACGAAAAAAGUUACUCCUAGCGAUAAUCUGGUGCGCCGUUCCAUUAGUCAGCAGAAGUCUGGCGUCUCUGUGACAAUCGACGAUCCUGUUCGCACAGCGAAGCAACCCUCACCUCCUCGAGGGAAAGUGUCAAACAUCGUCCAUGUCACAAACUUAGUUCGACCCUUCACCCUGCUCCAGCUGAAAGAGCUGCUGAACCGGACAGGCACCAUGGUGGAAGAGGGCUUCUGGAUUGACAAGAUAAAGUCUCACUGCUAUGUCACAUACUCUGCAACCGAAGAGGCAGUCGCAACCAGAGAGGCGCUACAUGGGGUCAAGUGGCCUCCAAGUAACCCCAAGGUCCUUCGGGUGGACUUCUGUGAGCAGGACGAGCUGGACUUUCACAAAGGUGUUGUGAAGCCAGAAAAGGUGGAGGAGCCCGUCAUCCAGCCGGUUGCACCUCCGACCAAGCCGCCGCCCCUGAUGCCCGAGCACGCCAGGGAGCGUGACAGGGACAAAGAGCGGGAGCGCGAGCGGGACCGAGGGGUGCGGGAUAUCUGGGCGGAGCGGCAGAGGGAGAUGGAGCGCCGGGAAAGGGCGCGAGGCGAGCGGGAAUGGGACCGCGACAAAAUCCGGGAAUUUGCAAGACCAGGCGAGGAGGGGAGACGAUCGAGAUCCCGAGAUAGAGAAAGGAGGAGAAGAGAAAGAGCCAAGAGCAAAGAGAGGAAGUCUGAGAAGAAGGAUAAAGCAGAUGAACCUCCAGCUAAAAUGCUCGACGACUUGUUCCUCAAGACCAAAGCGGCUCCAUGUAUAUACUGGCUCCCCCUGACUGAGGAGCAGGCAGCGCAGCGGCUUUUAGAUCGCACAGAGCGGCAGAAGGAGCGCGAGCGAAAGCGCAAGGAGAUGGAGGAGGCGGAGGACAAGAAGCGCGAAGAGGAGAAAAAGGAGAGGCUGAAAAGCCGGGAGAAGGACGGCAGCGCCGCCGCCAGUGCCGGGACAGCCAAGCGAGCAGCCGAAGGGGAGCGCGUCCGAGACAAAGAGGGCGAAAAGCGCCGGGAUAGCAGCCACCGGUCCAGACGGCCUUCCCCAGGGCCUGGCAGUGGACGCCGGUCACGUAGUCGUAGCAACCCCAGGGACAGACGCCGCUGAGGGGGCGGAACCUGCAGGAAACGCUGAAGAAAGAUGGGGGGCCUCUAAAGGGAGGGGUUUCUAAUCAUUUGACGCCUCCAACACGCCCUGCUCUGCUUUCAUCUGUCCGCUGUAAUGCCAGCAUCGUCUUCCACACACUUCUGUCAUUUCCCCGCCUCUUUAAUGUCCACAAAAAGUGACAGGAUCUUUAAUUUAUCGGGUAAUGUUGGUCCCUCUAGCUCCUUUCCAAAUUUUUUUAAGUGAAAUCCUUUCUUCUGUGGACCCAUGUUCCUCAGUCUGUAAUGCUGGUAAUUGUUCUCCAUUGAAGUAGCUGAGGGUAGUAGUUUCCUGCCUGCAGUUUUUCCCGUUUUGUUCCACCGAGGUUUGGUCUGAGGCCACUUAAUUUUAGUUCUGUGGCUCCGCAGUUCCUUCUUCCUCUCCUGCCCUGUAAUAAAAGCAGUCCAAAAUAGAUCGUCGACCAUGACCUCGCAUCAUUUCAAGGAUCUGUUUCAGCGUUGCCAUUUCCAGCACCACGACUUUUAUACCAACAUCCAAAUUGAACAGAAAUCCUCAGUCAAAGCGAGCGUUCACUGUAUUUUUUUAUGGAAGGGGGAAACGUCCCUUGUGGCAGGAGGUGAGUAAAACCUCAUCACGGUCCAACACUUAAGUUAAAAAACAACGUUUGUGUCACCGCUGGCUGAUGUUUUCUCAAACAGGACGGGAAAUUCUGAAGUAGCUGCGAGAAGCUAACCUCCUCUGCACUGAGGUUUCCUUUUGGAAACGCCUCCCCCCAAAACUAAAAGUAGAGUAGAAAAUGGAUCUCAUAGAGUAACGGUUGCGAUUUUACUAUUUUUCUUUUAUUUUUAGUUGACAAGUUUGAUGUUUUUCUUCCCUCCAAGAAGUGCUGAAUGUACCAAGAAUAUAAGAAAUUAAUAAAUUGGUUUAUCACAA
Molecule: messenger RNA, 4405 nt
Organism: Oryzias latipes (Japanese medaka)
Lineage: Eukaryota; Metazoa; Chordata; Actinopteri; Beloniformes; Adrianichthyidae
Gene: acin1b
Product: apoptotic chromatin condensation inducer 1b
Biological process (GO): RNA splicing
Cellular component (GO): ASAP complex; precatalytic spliceosome
Molecular function (GO): RNA binding
Source: RefSeq, a predicted model, not a curated record